Gadus chalcogrammus (walleye pollock) is the source of this 2675-nucleotide messenger RNA. RefSeq names its product Rieske (Fe-S) domain containing (gene rfesd). NCBI's taxonomy places the organism in Eukaryota, Metazoa, Chordata, Actinopteri, Gadiformes, Gadidae. The record is from RefSeq and is a predicted model, not a curated record. Gene Ontology annotation, molecular function: nitrite reductase [NAD(P)H] activity; 2 iron, 2 sulfur cluster binding. The transcript has 3 exons. The coding region runs from base 1063 to 1614 and encodes 183 amino acids.
UGGUAUUGAAUAAGGAUAAGAAAUAUGACCAUUUAUGUGUGUUGAUUACCAAUUGAAAGCGCAUGGAAAUUAAUUUAAGUGAUUCAUGUGUUAAAUCCAUAGACUGAAUUAAAUUGUGGAUUAUGACGAAUCAACAAAUUUUUGUUGGACGGUUUGCGAGCCUCUGGCAGAAAGUGAUAAGACAUUUACGCAGUAUAGUCAUCGUAUACCUGCCUGGGGGUUACAGAUAACGAUGAACUCAGUGUUUGGCCUCCUUCCCCAAAUGCUGUCAGAGCUCUUGUUGGCCUUUGGUGAGGAAACUGCUUUGCUGAGUGCCAAGGUAAAGAAACCAAACUUUUGAAAACAGGAAAUAAUUGUUAUUGUUAUUACAAUUGUUAUUACAGUACUAGGCAAGAAAGUGUCAGUGGAAGAGCAUUAUUAUACAGUACCAUGACUCUUACAUUUCUGGAGUAGUUCUUACAUAGUAUGUUACUCUCUAGUUUAGCUUGAGGCAACUCCAAAUGGUGUUCCUGUUGUUCAAAAGUUCAUUACUCUUUCUGGUACAUACCACUUUGGUAUGUAUGUGUUUAUAUACAUUACAGAUAUGGUUAUGAUAUGAUAUGGUUUACAGCAUUGAGAUAUAACAUCACUUUAUUUUUAUCCAUAGUUUGCUCUGAUUUUGUGAUCACUAGAAGCCCAAUACUUGUGUUGGAAAAGCGGACAGAUAUACAGCCGUAUCUCCUGGCAUCAUCUCUGUCACACUAUGUUAAGAUGAUGUAACGAAUGGUUUCUCUAUCGGUACGCAGAACUUGGGUACUGACCGAGAACUAGGAUAAAUGUAUGCUUCUUAGGUUUUUGGUCGAAUACAAAUAUAUUUCCUAAAAAAUUAGGCUGGGUAGGAUUAUUUGUUAUGACCUUAUCAACAACGCAUAAUAAUAAAAAUGAACAGGGUCUGUCAAUAAUGCAAUAUUCUCAAUGAGCCUGAGAACAGGCAAACCUUGGAUACCUUCAAGAAAGAAAAGUUGUGCUCUAGCAGUGCUUUGAAAUAAUAUAACACAUUUAUAAUCAUAUAUAUAUAUAUGUAUGUUUGAUUGCUGCCUGUUUUUUGGAGAAUUGUCUUGUGCCAUGGAAGGGAAGAAGGAUGCCAGAGGAGAGGCCCACUUCGUGGGGAUGAGAGAGGAGUUGAUUGAGGCCAAACGCUCCCUCAGAACACUAGAGGGAAGAGAUGUGUUGGUCAUCUACCACCUGGAAACUUUCUAUGCUAUGGACUCUUACUGUUAUCAUGAGGCAGGAGCUCUGCAGACUGGUGACAUUGAGGAAUUGGGCGGCAAACUGUGCAUUAUAUGUCCAAACCACAAGUACAAGAUAACGUUGGCUGAAGGGGAGGGGUUAUACAAGUACACCGACCCCAAGGAGAAAUCCCCGGUUGCCAUGUGGCUCUCUAAAGGCCCGAAGCAGAGAGUCCACUCGAUCACCGAGGCCAACGGGGAGGUCUACGUCAAACUGUCAGAAGACCCUCAACGGCUGGAUUCAGACUUCUACCAGGGAGAGAGGGGCAAGGUGCAGAGGGCCAGCAUCGAGGCGGCCAAAGCAGCCAAAGCAGCUAAAGCCUUACAGGAGAAGAAAUCCCGAUAGUACGGAGGAAGCAAUAUUUAGGCAAUACCGAUGUUUCUAAUUGAUAUCUGUAGACGGCAUGACAAUGGUUGACAUUACUGGCUGGUAUUAACUCAUUAAUAUUGCAGGGAAGAAAACAGAUUAAUCAAUUGUCUAUGUGCUCCCAUGCAGCUAUGUUUGUUUUGAAAGUAAUCAAUAGUGAUCAUGAUGGAUAAAGACAUUCCAUAUCGGUUCAUCCCUACUUGAUAGUGAUGCUGUGGAUCUGGGAUUUGAUGAUAUUGGACAUUGUGUAUUCAUUAAUAAAUGAAGUGAAUGUUGACCUGUAUCUUUUCCCAGUAAAAUGUUCUGUUCUGCUUAAGACAUCUGCAGUUGAAAAAGUCGAAGAGUCUCGGGGUGUUGCUAAAUGCAUGGGAUAUGGAUGCACUGCCGCAGCCAGAGGAAUACCAAUAUCCCUCAUGCAUAAUGCAUUUCCCUCACCAUAAAUAAUUAUGUCUAGGAUGCUCACAAUCCACACAGCCAUAGAAGUCUCCUUGUCAUUUGAUGAAAGUAAAGGAAAUUGGGCCAUCUUGUAAUAUAAUUGGACUUAUCGAUGAGCUGGCAAAAAGAAAGCAGAGAUUGUGUUCCGGCUCUCCGGCGCCCAUGGGCUGCAACAGGCCUGUAGAGGCCCUGUUCACGAGGCAGGUACUGCGCUUUUCUCUGGUAUUCUCUGAACACAAACAAACCAUUUGACAUGUAAAACACUAUGCACACACACGCACCAGACCUAGGGCUACGGCUGAACGAGGAACAUUAAGAAUAACAAAGUUGACUUGCAGGACAAAACCAACCUGCGAAGGGGUGGGUUAGAUCAGCCACCAGAUGGACGUUUUGCAUGAGGUCAGACGGAGGGGGUCAGCGAGUAGACACAACAGCAGGUGGAGUAAUGCAGGACGCUGCUUGCUCCUGUGUUCAUGUAUUCCCAUUAUGGCCUCAGCAUGUAAGGUAGCGCAGCACAAACAGCUGUUGACGGGCCGUUUGGCCCCGGAUGACUGUGCGUCGUUCAUAAUUCAUGGCCGUUAAGGGCCGGGCGGGACUCUGAACAG